AUGAUCGCGGGUAGGCCUGAAUCAACGCGUUCCCAAUUAAAGGUUAAAUUGCAGGAAAUAAGAAAGAAAGCUGAAACCGUCGUUAAAUAUACUAAGUCAUCAAAGGAACGACUGAAUAAAGAUGUUAAAGAAGUAACUGUAAAAAUCAGACGAAUGCGUGAUAAUGUAAUGAAAAUGUUUGACGAUUUAGAAGUUUCUGUUGCUAAGGACGCUGAAUCAUUUAAGACAGAAACACUCGAUAAGCUGAAUAAAAAGCAGUCUGAUAGUGAGAAACAUGUUGCUAAUGCAACAACAUCUCUGGAAACAAUUGAUAACGUUCAUCAGAACGGAACACCAUCAGAACAGUUUAUACUGCAACAUAGAAUGAAGAGAUAUGUCAAUGAACUUAGCAGCAACGUUGACAAGGAAUGUCAGAGGUUAGAGACGGUGACCAUUUCAUUUGAUUUUGAUGAAAAAUUGAAACUAACCCCACUAUCGAUUUCGGAUUACGUUCCAGGACAACUGACAAUAAAAUACUCUCUAUCGGAAGGUGUGAAAUCCAUCGCACCUGUUGAUCCGAUUGUUAAGUUAAUGAAACUUGCUUUCAUUGAUCUGAAAAAGACUGGAGAUGAUGGCAUUGAACCGUUCUUCUCAGGAUUAGAUUUCCUACCGGAUGGUAGACUGGUUGUUGUGGAUAAUGAAAAUAAAAAAUGUCUGAUUUAUAAUAAGAAGCUCGAAAAAGUAGGACACUACCAGUUAUUGUAUAACCCACAGGGUGUAGUUGCUGUAUCUGAGGACGAAGUGGCAAUAACUAGUGCCAGUGAAUACAAGAUAGACAUUCUACGUGUCAGUAAAUCAAAUGACAUAACUUUGAUCAGGACAUGUAAAGUUAAUACAAAAUACGAGACUAUAUGUUCGAAAGAUGAGAGACACUUUGUUGUUGGAGCCAACGAUGAAACAAAGCCUGUUCGUAUUUUGUCUUUGUCAGGAGAAGAGAAAGAUUUCAGUAUAAACUUUCCAAACAAGAAGUAUUCUGUAGGCACAAGUGUUUGUACAUAUAUUAGGAAAAGUGACAAAGUAGUUCUCACCGAUGAGAACGAACAUACAGUAUACAUAUAUGACAUCAGGAGUAACACCAGAGUUGUUGUCAAGGACGACCAAAUCAAGGAACCAUGUGGUGUAGCAGUAGGCACAUCCGACUGUAUCCUGGUUUGCAGUAAUGAAACACAUUCCAUUGUACAGAUCUCCCAAACAGGUCGUGUCAUAUCAUCGUACAAGUUAGAUAUGGGAUAUCCAUACAGAGUCUGUGUUUCCAAAGACAAAUCAGUUAUAGCUGUCACUAAUUGCGCGACUGCUGGUGCAAAGUUGCAGUUACUAAAAAUUACAUUAUAA
This is a messenger RNA of Mercenaria mercenaria, 1371 nucleotides long. RefSeq lists its product as uncharacterized. The record is from RefSeq and is a predicted model, not a curated record. Bases 1 to 1371 code for a protein of 456 amino acids. Lineage: Eukaryota; Metazoa; Mollusca; Bivalvia; Venerida; Veneridae. The transcript has a single exon.